Drosophila miranda is the source of this 2821-nucleotide messenger RNA. RefSeq names its product polyadenylate-binding protein-interacting protein 1. Gene Ontology annotation, biological process: regulation of translational initiation. The transcript has 3 exons. Gene Ontology annotation, molecular function: RNA binding; translation activator activity; protein binding. NCBI's taxonomy places the organism in Eukaryota, Metazoa, Arthropoda, Insecta, Diptera, Drosophilidae. The coding region runs from base 321 to 2087 and encodes 588 amino acids. The record is from RefSeq and is a predicted model, not a curated record.
UAUUUGAUGAAUAAAGUAAAGCGCUCCCGACAGUGAAAAGGCGAAAUUGUUAAAUAUAAAAUUGUUAAAUUGUAAAGUAUAGCGACAAAAAAUCAGCAUUAUAUCAGCGUCCCGCAUCUUAAUAUAUGCAUAUUACAAUCACGUGAACUUGUCGGCCAUUAAAAUAUAUAAUUCCGACAGACACGGAGACACGAGCAAGCGAAAGUUGAAAGGCAGCAAAGCAAAGGUGACAACGCAAGCAAGACGAAAAAAAGAAAACCAACGACGUAUACGUUUAAUUUCGAUAAAAUUAAGUUUUCGAAACCGACGCCGCUAUCGAUAUGUCAUGCCGCGCAUCCUUCCAACCCGAAGACGAGUAUGAGCAACUACGUCGACCGAAUCCCGGGGGCAAUGCCGCCGCCACUGGCUUGGCCCAUGCCGCCGCCAUCCCUUUAGACCAACAGGCGCACUUGUUCAACGAUUAUGGAGGAGCUGCGGGCUAUACUCAGAGUGAGUACGCUCCUGGUCAAGCAGUUGGUUAUGCACAGGCCCAGGCCCAGGCCCAGGCUUUAUCUGAGCUGGCCAGCGGUUUUGACGGCUCAUCGAAACUUUCGGCGGCCGCCACAGUUUUUAUACCGAGGACAGUCGCGCCCCAAUCGCGACAUCAGCAAUAUCAGCAGCACCAGCCUGGAGGAACAGCGCCUUACGGGCAGCAGCAGCAGCAGCAGCAGCAGCACCGCUAUGUCAAUGGCUACAAGCAUCAUCAUCAGCACCAGCAGCACCACCAUCAGCAGCAGCAGCAGCACUACAACAACCAUCAUCACCACCAGCAUCAGCAGAAGUUUAAGAAUGAUAUGCAAAAUCUACCGAAUUCUCUCCAAAGCCGACUGAACGUAUCCAAUCAGCAGUCCUCAAACAAUGGAUCGAUGGGGGGCAAUUUCUAUCAGCAGCAGGUACAGCAGCAACUGUCACACCAACAGAACACACAACAUCAACACGGGAAAUUCCAACGUUACGCUCAUUUAAAUAAUUCAUUCCAACAAAUCGCACAGCAGCCGCACCAUCAGCAGCAGCAGCAGCAGUAUUUCCAAAAUCAACAGCAGCAGCAGCAGCAGCCACAAGCCUCUACUUCGUCCGCAGCUGCCUCGUCCUCGUCGUCGUCGAACGCGUCGCAGCCGGACAUGGCUACCAUUGCAUUGGAGUAUCUCGAUACAGUGAUACAUUGCCUUAACCAGAAUCCGGGCCAAUUUGAUACAAUCGCAUCACGUUUUCUAACCAUUUUCGACGGCAUGGAGAACAACCACUACGUACUCUCGAUCGCCAUGGAGGAUAUAUUCGAGAAAUCCAUCGAGCAGCCGAACUUCCGAUACAUGGGAGCCAAGCUGUACAAUUUGCUGCACAUGCUGAACCCCAAACCAGACUCGCUGUUCCACACUCUACUCAAAUGCAAGCUCGACUACCACCAGGAGGAAGUGUCGAAGUAUAUGACAUCGGGGGAGCAGCAAAAAGUGCGCGAGACUGCGCUCUUCCUAGCCGAGCUCUACAUGCAGCUCCGCGGGGAUGACGACGCCCGUAUCCAACUCAUUGCCGUUAACAUUGUGUACUCUCUGACCAAGCUCCUGGCCUGUGAAAGUGCCGAAAACGUGCGCUGCAUUUGCCAGACCCUGAAGCUGGCCGGCUACGACCUCACCGCCGACUGCCCAAAAGACAUGCUGAAUAUAAUCACAGCCCUGAAAGAGAUUGAACUGAAGACCAACGGCAAGUACGCAAUGGCCGCCAGCGUCAUUGCCUUGCAGCAGAACAACUGGGGCCGCAAGGUCUCCAACGCCCUCGGUGGCGAGGAGGAUACUGUGGCAGAGCCACCGCGCCUCAGCGAUGAGCCCGUUUUCUACGGCCCCGAUGGCCAUGAGCUGACUGCCGAGGAGACGGACUUUCUCGCUGCCGAGGACGAUGCCAAUGGCAGUGAAGGCGACGAAUUCGAUGUACGAGACGGCGACCUGGAUCUCGAUCCCGAAAUGGACGAGGAAACCGAGCGCGCGUACAAGGACUUCUGCAAGCAGGGUCAGCAGCAGGCGCAGGCCAAGGGCCAGUCCAAUCGCAAAACUUAGACGGGUAUCUGUGUAGUUUAGUGGCGUGGCAGCUAGGUAUAGUACUCGUACAUGUGUAUGCACGAACACCAGGAAGCGUAUGUACAAAGCAUUUUUAACACAUUUCUCGGUUGUAGGAUGAUCGAUAAUUUCAGUUGCAUGGUUCAGAACCAAUUGUGAUUAUCUUUUAAAUUAUUUGAUAGCAAAUUGUUUGUGAUAUAUUUCGUUUCAUGCGCCACUAUGACAUGUUUAUAACCAUUUUUUUCUAACCAUAUUUUUGUGAUACGCUUCAUUUGUAUCUGUAUGUCGCCACAUGGUCGGCCCUCCCAAACCACCCCCGACCCAAUCAUUUUUGGUUUGUUCUUUUUUUUUUUUUUAUUUGUGUUUAUUUGCAAGGAAAACAUAAAUUGAAUUUAAUUAAAUUGCUAAAAACAAAACCACGAUAAAACCACUGCCACGCCGCUGCAACAAAACACACACUAGCUGCACUCAAAGACUCAUACAUAUGUACACCCACACUUACAUAGCAUAUGUGCAGACUUAUAACGGCGGAACAAAACAAAAACGAAACGAAACGAAACAAAUGCAAAAAAAAAACAAAAUAAUUUCACAUUCAAUUAAAUCAACAUUCUCUUGAUCAUAGAAAUCGAAAUGCAGCAGCAGCCACGUCUAAUUUUUAAAUAAUUGUAAUUAAUAUUAAUGAACCCAUGAUUUAAUUAUAAAUAAAAAUUAUCGAAUUGCGUUUAAAACAAAAA